Salvia hispanica is the source of this 3362-nucleotide messenger RNA. The record is from RefSeq and is a predicted model, not a curated record. NCBI's taxonomy places the organism in Eukaryota, Viridiplantae, Streptophyta, Magnoliopsida, Lamiales, Lamiaceae.
GACCUCUUUUGCAAGCUGUCUCCUACUCUCUUGUUUAUGCCCUUCCUUCUAUCUUCACAUCUGAGCAUUUGAUUCAACAAUCAAAGCUUGGAAUUGCUGCAAUGGCAGAAGCAGUGGUGUCGAUUGCUCUUGAAACCAUUCGUGAUUUGCUAUUGGAAGAGGGAAGGUUUUUAGCUGGUGUCAGCGGUCAAGUGAAGAAGCUCGAGUGGCAGCUCAAAGAGAUGAAGUGUUUCCUCCAAGAUGCUGACAAACGACGACAUGAAAGUAGUACGAUCUUCAAUUGGAUCUCGGAUAUUAGAGAUCUGGUCUACAGUUCCGAAUCCGCCAUUGAAAGACACACAGCUUAUCAAGUUUCAUCAAGGAGAAGAGGCCUCACUCAGUUCGUCCGCAACUAUUCCUGCAUUCUGACAGAUUGCAACUCACUCCACCAAUUGGGCUCCGAGAUUACAGAAAUUACAUCAAGUCUGGAGAGGAUAAGCAAGGAUAUGCAAGAAAACGGCAUAAAAAGAAGCAUAAUCAUGAAUCCAAAUGGAGAUGGGGAAAGCUCGGGUGGAAACAACAAGUCAAGGAAGACUUUUCCGUAUUUUGAGAUGGGAGAUUGCUUCGUAGGAAUGGAGGAUGAGCUGAAGCUGCUUGUUCAUCACCUAGGGAAAGACAUGGAGAAUCGGAUUAUAUCAGUGUGGGGAAUGGGAGGGUCAGGCAAGACCGCCAUUGCAAAGAAGCUCUACAAUGAGAAGACCGACUUUGAUCUCUCCGCAUGGGUUUGUAUUACUCAGCAAUGCGAGAGUAGAUCGGUUUGGGAGGAUGUUCUGAGGCAACUAGAGAAUCAGAAGAAAAAGAUGGGUGUUUCAAGUGUGAACGAUGAGCCACGAAUACUGGAGGGUGUUUCAAGUCUGAACGACGAGCCACGAAUAAGGGAGGAGGUUUCAAGUCUGAGCGACUUUGAUUUGAUUGAGAGGCUAUGUGAGAUUCAAAGAGAGAAGCGAAGUCUCAUAGUUUUGGAUGAUGUUUGGGAACUUUCUCAUUGGGAUGAGUUGAAGCGUCCAUUCAUUGUCCGAAAUCUGCAGAGCAAAAUAUUGGUGACAACACGGAAACAAAAGGUUGCAGAGAUUGGAUUGGCAGUUGAACAUGGGCUUUUGCAUAUGGAUGCUGCUUUGGAACUACUCAAAAACAAAGCAUUUCAGCAUGGAAACAUUCCAGACUUAGCAUUGGAAGAAAGAUUUGAAAAAAUUGGGAAAGAAAUGGUACAAAAAUGUGGUUAUUUGCCAUUGGCAAUUUCUUUACUCGGUGGGGUUUUGAGAGAGAAAAAAUCGAUUAUUGAGUGGGAAUCAGUAAAUGAGCACAUCAAAGCAGCCAUAUAUGGAGUUGAAGAGCAGAUUGAUGGAGUGCUUAAUUUAAGCUAUGAAAGUUUACCCUAUUAUUUGAAGCCUUGCUUUCUCUAUUUGGGUAUUUUCAAAGAGGACGAAACCAUACUUACUUUGGACCUGUAUAUGAUGUGGAUAGCACAAGGCAUGAUUUCAUAUGAGAAUAUUGGAGAUAAGGAGGACACUUUAAUGGAUAUCGCUGAGCUGUACUUAAGUGAGUUAGCCUCCAGGUCCAUUGUUCAAGUUGAAAUUAGACUUGAUUAUGAUGUCGGAUAUAGUAAAAAAUUUGGUACAUGCAAACUUCAUGAUGUAGUAAGAGAACUAUGUUUGAAAUUGGGAAAGAGGGAGGAUUUUGGUGUGCUGCGUUUGGAGUAUAAAGGUGGGAAAUUUAGUAGCUUACUACGGGAUGCUUCCUCACAUAUUAAGAUUCGACAUUUGGCUAUUGAUUUAAGAAGUGAAGUCGACACCGAGCCUACAGUCGCUUGUGGAGAAGAUACUUGGGGGCAUAUAAGGUCUGUUCGAUUAUUCAAUCGCAUAUAUGUUGAGUUCCCCCCACAAAGUAUAGUUGAUUUUCAGAAAUUCAAAUUGCUGAGAGAUCUAUUUUUGUUUAGAUUCAAAUUUGAAGGAGGAAAGUUACCGAGAGGAAUCACUAAACUUGUUCACCUUAGAUGUUUGCGUUUACAACAAUGUGAACUUGCUAAGCUACCGUCAUCCAUGAGGAAUUUGGUAUACUUGGAUACCCUUGAUUUGAGGUAUUCAAUGAAUGUUGAAGUUCCAAAUGUUUUUAAGGAGAUGUUGCGAUUAAAACACUUGAUUCUUCCUAUCUAUGGAGAUGAAAACAUUAGAAAUUAUCGACUAAGAUUGGAUGAGGGAGUAUAUGAGUUGGAGACUCUAGCAUUCUUUGAUAGUAGAUGUCAUGAACUUAAAUGUAUGGACAGAAUGAAGAAUCUUCGAUAUUUUAUAGCAAGAAUAUACGAUAAUGAAAGCUUGUUAGCUAUCAUGAAUGGCAUUAUGAACUUGAACAAGAUACAAGUUUGUCAAGUAACCAUUCAAGAAAGUUGCGACUUAACAAGUGAGGGAAUGCUGGAGAAGGCUUUGACAUGUCCCAAUCUUUAUGAUUUGAAUAUUUUUUCUAAAUCAGUGAAGGCGCUAGCAAAGUGCGAGAGUGAUUUGUCGAGCUCCAAACUUAAGUAUUUGAAACUGUUUGAUUGUGAGAUGGAGGAUGAUCCAAUGGGGAUACUGGGAAAGCUUCCUUGCUUGGUUACAUUGAAUUUAUAUUGGAAAUCAUUUGUUGGGGAGGAGAUGAGGUGUCCAACAAACAGUUUUCCUCGCCUCAAGGAGCUAGUGUUAAGAGGUUUGCCUAAGUUGAGGGAGUGGAGAGUGGAGUCAGGAGCCAUGCCCCUUCUCUCUCAAUUAACAAUCGGAGAGUGUUCUUGUCUAGAGAUGGUUCCAGAGGGAUUGAGUGCCAUUUCUACCCUUCAGACUCUCAUAAUUGAAAGAAUGCCGAAAAUGAGAGAAAGAGUAUCACCAUCAGGACAGGAUUUCCACAAAGUCCGCCAUGUCCUUUCAAUUAUCAUCAAGGACUAGUCUUAACCAGGUUGAGCAUUGAUUCUUUGGAGAAUAACUGAUUAUCACUACCACUUUUGGUGCUCAAUGAAAACAGCAUCUUACCUUUCUCUAAAGGGUUACAUUUCUCCUCCUUCGAGCUUCAAUCUUGUUGUUGAAUAUGAUAUUAUAUUUAAGUGAUGUUGUGUUUGAAUUGACUAUGAUGGUGUGCAAUAAUUCAAAUGUUGAAAGUGUGAAGUAUUGUAUAAUUAAUUGUAUGUGGGUUGAAUCUGGUUUGUAUUGAAUUGCUCGAUGAAGCUUUGUUCAAUAUUGUACAAUAGUGUGUGGGUUGAAUUUGGUUUGUACUGAAUUGCUGAAAGCUUUGUUCUUUAUUGUAAACUAAUUGUGUGUGUGGGUUGAAUAUGGUUUGUAUUGAAUUGCUUGAUUAAGCUA